Messenger RNA from Phytophthora sojae, 384 nucleotides. RefSeq lists its product as hypothetical. The coding region runs from base 1 to 384 and encodes 127 amino acids. Lineage: Eukaryota; Oomycota; Peronosporomycetes; Peronosporales; Peronosporaceae. The transcript has a single exon. The record is from RefSeq and is a predicted model, not a curated record.
AUGGUGUCUGAGAAGAUCCGUCAACUUCAACAGCUUUUAUUUGCAUCCGCGUUCGGCUUCACGGCCGAGUUCAACUUCCACGAUGAUGUCCUUGAAGUGCUGAUGGCGGUCGCAGUGCUGCACUACCACGACAUGUUGAGGCUAGCACCUACAAGUCCCUACAUCAAACGAGUUCAGCAUGGACUGGCCCAGGUUAGUGUCACGGAGUCAGAGCUUGGCAGUUGGUCACUCACCAUUCUGGGCGACCUUCUUCAGCGCAAGAAGAAGCUUGGCGAGCCGGAGGAGAAGCCCCCAGCUGCGCCGACGUCCGACGACUUAGUGAGGAAGCAGACGGAGUUGAUCCAACAGCAACUGCACCUUGUCGAACCAAGUCAAGGCGCUUAA